This is a messenger RNA of Moesziomyces aphidis, 1317 nucleotides long. The record is from the annotation of a GenBank genome assembly. NCBI's taxonomy places the organism in Eukaryota, Fungi, Basidiomycota, Ustilaginomycetes, Ustilaginales, Ustilaginaceae.
AUGUCAAAGAGAAAGAGAACGUCCACCUCCGCGAACGGCUCGGAAGACGAUGAGCGCGAGGAGGCCAACAGCUCACGCUCCUCGGAAUCAGGCGACGAGGAAGCCGACGAUGUGAAGGACGUCGAGACGCGUGACGGAGAGGAGCCUGACGUCGGCGACGUGACGACCCCCGUCGACACGAAAGAAAGUGAACCGAGAUACGAGGUCCGAGCCAUUUGGACCGCCAAGGAUCCCCGGGUGUGGUCCUUUGAGGAGUACCCUGACCCUACGAGCCGCGAUGACCUCGCCAGGGGUACGCGCAGAUUCCGCUACCUGGGUCCCUUUCGCCAUCUUUCUUGGCAGGACCUCAACGAUAUGGCGCAUGAGGUUGCACACUUCAUUUGGCAAACUUACUCGCACAUCAAUCCGCUAGAGGUAUUUGUCCAGACUCCGACUGUGCGCAACGACGUACUGCACUUGGACAUCGCCACCACGACGCAGAAGGCCUACGAGCAGCUUGCGAAAGCCCAGCUCGGCUUCCGCUCGAAGCCGUUUGAGCUCGUCUCGUCGUGCGCACCCUUUCCCAGCCACCACAUCCUCAUGCGCAUCGACGGUAUCGAUGUGCGUAACGCACUGGUAUCGAUCAUCAACAGCAUUAAAGUCGAGCUUCACGGUUUGAUGCGCGUCAUCGCUUAUUGGGCGAGGUUCCGCCCCCGCUCAGACGACAGCGUGCGCUCGGGUGACGACUUCACGGGUACAGUCUAUGUGCUCGGCGCUGGAAGGGGCGACAAGGUCCAGAUCGACAAGCUUCCAGGUUUUCUCGACUUCAAGAACCUCGGGUGGCCAAAGCGCGUGGCUGUGUUGCCGACCAACGACAUCACUCAAAAGGUCAACAGCUUGAUGAAUAUGGUGUUCGCUUACGGUGGGGCUAUGAUCGCCGAGCGCACGGCCGAGAUUCCAACGAUUUGGCGCGUCUACUCAGGCGCUACACCUCAGCCUCGGGGUGAGAGUGCCCGGCAUACCCAGGGGCUGUGCAUCGUCAAAGCCGACAGGGCUUCGAGGUCCGCCCCGGUAUCGGACGAGACCAUGAUCGAGCGUGCGAACCAAUCUAGCGAACGCGAUCAAUCCGCCUCGAGCCCGGGCGACAACGACUUGUGUUCAAGCAGGUGGUUGAGGAACAGUGCCGCAGCAACCGCAGCUAGCCCGAUCUUUGCUUGCUGCGCCGUUGCUAUGAUCCUCAGCAGGAGCUCUAACGACUCUGCGCUGUUUUCCCCCACCGUCUAUUCAGGAUGCCGGCCUUUUCUCCUGGCCCAAAGUGCCGUGGCGGACGCUGCAUGA